AUGACGAACCCCAGCUCGGCCUUUUCCAGCGGCUCCCUGGGGAGCUCUUCCCAAGGGAUGAGCCGGGACCCGGCCGGAUUUGGGGGGACCCCCGAGAGCCCCCCUAAAUUGGGGCCGCUCCUGAGGGACCCCCCGAGCCGGGAGGUCGAGCCCGAGCUGCGGGAGCUGCGGCGGAGGGAGAAGGACGAGAUCAAAGAGCUCAACAACCACUUCGUGACGCUCAUCGAGAAGGUGCAGUCCCUGGAGCGGCAGAACCGGGUGCUGAGCACGCGCUGGCGCUUCCUGACGGAGCAGGAGAAUUCCCGCUCGGAGCCGGAGGCGCGGGAAGUCUACGAGGAAUUCAUGGCCAGGAUGGGCCGGGAGAGGAAGGCCCUGAGCUCCCAGCAGGAAAACCUGGAGAGGGAGCUGGAAAAGGUCCUGGGAUCCAUGGAUGCAUUCCGGAGCAAGUAUGAGGAUGAAAUCCGGCUCUGCAGUGGGAUGGAAUUCACCUUCAUGGAGCUCAAAAAGGAUCUGGAUGUCAGCACCCUGCACCGCACGGAGCUGCAGGUGAAGCUCAAGGGGCUCCAGGAGCUGCUGGAGCUCAAGAAAACCAUUUACGAGAGGGAGCUGCAGGAUCUGCUCUCGGACAUCGGGGCCAUCUCUGUGGAUUUGGGAAUUCCGGGCGGGUCCCGCCGGGAUCUGGAGCGGCUCGUGCGGGACGUGCGGGCCCAGUACGAGGGACUGGCCCGGAGAGCAUGGGACGAGGCAGAGGCACUGGCCAGGAGGAAGCUGAGCGAGGGCGGAUCCCAGGCCGGGAAUUUCGGGGGGCACCUCCUGGAUGGGAGGAGGGAAAUGGCGGAGCUGAACAUCCAGAUCCAGAAACUGCGCUCGGGAAUCGUCUCCCAACGGAGCCAGUGCCUGUUCCUGGAGCAGCUCAUCCAGCAGGUGGCCGAGCAGGGGGACCUGGCCCUGAGGGACGCCCGGGCCAAGCUGGGGGGGCUGCAGGAGGCCCUGCAGGGCUCCAGGGAGCGCCUGGCCCAGCUGGUCAAGGAGCACCAGGAGCUGAUGGACCUCAAGCUGGCCCUGGACGUGGAGAUCCUGGCCUACAGGAAGCUGGUGGAGGGCGAGGAGAGCAGGGACCACCCCAUCCCCGCCGUCAUCAGCGCCGUCCACUCCCGGCCCCGGCCCCUUCCCGCCGGCACCCGCUGGAAUUCCAGGAUUUUGGCUCGGGAAGCCGAGGGGGGGGAGCAGUGACCCCCCCACCCCCCAAUCCCACGGGAAAGGGGGGGGGGAUCCCACCUGGGAAGCUCUGGAAUGGGAAUAGAGAUCCUGGGAAUGCCUGGAAUGGACCUGGGAAUGCCUGGAAUGGACCUGGAAAUCAC
Messenger RNA from Myiozetetes cayanensis, 1361 nucleotides. Its product is annotated as keratin, type II cytoskeletal 80-like. The record is from RefSeq and is a predicted model, not a curated record. Lineage: Eukaryota; Metazoa; Chordata; Aves; Passeriformes; Tyrannidae. Gene Ontology annotation, molecular function: structural constituent of skin epidermis. Gene Ontology annotation, biological process: intermediate filament organization; keratinization. Gene Ontology annotation, cellular component: keratin filament.